Messenger RNA from Pyrus x bretschneideri (Chinese white pear), 2276 nucleotides. RefSeq lists its product as uncharacterized. NCBI's taxonomy places the organism in Eukaryota, Viridiplantae, Streptophyta, Magnoliopsida, Rosales, Rosaceae. Bases 167 to 2089 code for a protein of 640 amino acids. The transcript has 9 exons. The record is from RefSeq and is a predicted model, not a curated record.
UUGCGCAUCUUCUCCUUUUCGCGUGGCUGGUGCGUCGUCUUCGUCAACCUGGUUCCUUAACUACUAAUCAAUCCUUCCUAAAAGAUAUUCUGCGAAUUUAGUUAUUCUCUCUCUCUCUUUAUCUCUGUCUGUCUGAAGACUGCAACUCCCAGUGAGCUGUGCUGACAUGGGUGGCGAUGGCAGAGAUACAGGGCAAGAAGAAGACUUCUUACUCGACCAAGACUCCUCCCAACUUUCAUCACAAAUUCUAAGUGAUGGUCUUAGUGUCAAGGAUGCUGUGCUGGAUCAACAAAAUGCGCCGGUUUUUCGAAAUUUUGGCGGAUUGGGAAGUCAAAAUUCUUCUGCUUCUGUGGAUUUUGAAGCUGAUCAGAGGAGGGAAAGUGUUUAUAGGAAAAUUUUGCAGGGUUAUGAUGACUUGCGGAUUCGAAGCAAAGAUUUGGAAGAAGCCAAAAGCAAAAUCUUGAGCUACCGCCCAGGUGCGUGGAUUGAUAGAGUAGGUUCUGUGAAGCCGAGGAAUUAUGAUGUGCCAAAGACGACAACGCUUUUAUUGGUUGGUCCAAAAGGAUCUGGAAAGAGCAGUCUUGUAAAUAGAAUAUCGAAAGUGUUUGAAGAUGACGAGUUUGCCUCUGAAAGAGCCCAAGUAUCAUAUAAUUCAUCUGUUGGAGAAGGAACUGUUUUCCUCCACGGAUAUAUGAUACCAAGAUGUUCGAGUUCUUUUUGCCUUUAUGAUACCCGAAGUUUGUCCGAUAAUUCACUCGAAAACAUAAUAAUACUGAAGCACUGGAUGGAAAAUGGUGUUCGUAAUGGGGAGCUUGUUAUGAGGGAUUCAGACAGUCAAAGUUUGAGGAAUACGAUGAUGUACAAAGCUCGUGAUGAUGGUUAUCUGUCCAGUGAGAUCAGGAGCGUUAAUUUUGUCAUAUUUGUUGUUAAUGGCCUCUCAGUUCUGAAAUCAAUGGAAGGCGAUGAAGAUGCAGAGACACGAUAUACCGAAAUGAUCGCCUCAGCUUUCAACUCUGGAUACUUGGCAUUUAAAGAUGAUAAACCCCUUCUUGUCGUCACACAUGGUGAUUUACUUUCACUUGAUGAACGUGCUCGUGUUCGUGUCCAUUUGGGAGAACUGCUUGGUAUUCCUCCCACAACUCAAAUUUUUGACAUCCCAGUAGAAAGCAGUGAUCCGGUAACUGAGUUGACAAUAGUUGACAUGAUACGCUAUUCGCUUGAGCAUGCCGAGAAAAAUCUUCCUCGUAGAAGAAAGGUUGAUACUUUGUCACUGUUACCGUGUAUGCUCCUGCUAAUAUUCCUCAGCAUCGCCACAAAUAUAUGGUCUAUGAAUCAUCUUCCAGAUAUUCAGCACGGCCCUUCGCCUCAAGCGCAUAUUCAGUACGGCUACUGCCCUUUGCCGCAAGCGCAUACUCAGCACGGCUACUGCCCUUCGCCUGAAGCACAUAUUCAGCAUUGCCAUGGCUCUUCACCCCAAGCACAUAUUCACGAUAACCUUUCACCCCCUUCACCGUCUUCAUCCACCUUGCUCCAAGAACAUAUUCAGCAUGAUCCUUCGCCCCAAGCACAUAUUCAGCAUUGCCAUGGCGCUUCACCCCAAGCACAUAUUCACGAUAAUCCUUCACUCCCUUCACUAUCUUCAUCCACUUUGCCUCAAGAGUAUAUUCAGCAUGAUCCUUCACCUCAAGCACAUAUUCAGCAUUGCCAUGGCCCUUCACCCCAAGCACAUAUUCAUGAUAACCCUUCACCCCUUUCACCCCCUUCACCGCUUUCAUCCGCUUUGCUCCAAGAGCAUAUUCAGCAUGAUCCUUCGCCCCAAGCACAUAUCCAGCAUAGCCAUGGUCCUUCACCCCAAGCACAUAUUCACGACAACCCUUCACCGAUUUCAUCCCCUUCACCGCCUUCAUCCCCUUCGCUCCAAGAGCAUGUUCAGCAUGAUCCUUCAGCGGAAGAGCAUAUUUACAAUGGCCCUUUGCCGAGAGUAGAACUUCUCAAGAUUAAAAAGAAACUUCAUCAGACCAGAACGAAACUUCAUCAGAAGAUCAGGAUCGAAUGGAGUAAAAUCCGACACUUGUGGUUAGAUGACUAAGUUAUUUUGUUUCAAUGUCUUAUAACUCGCUCCUAUAUAGUAUAAUCACAUUGUUCCAGGUCGGAAAGAUGUAUACAUGCACCUGUUAAGUGCUGAUGUUUAUAUGGUUUUGUAAUUUGUAUAUGCACGUUCAAUCUUUUUCGCUUCAAGCGAAGGCCUUCGUUGGUAAUGUUGUUCAUUCUCUGCA